CGUGCCCAUGAAGUUAAGGCCCAGCACGACCCAUAAAUUAUUCGUGCUCGUGCUUGGCUGGCCCAUUUAUUUCGUGCCCGUGCUCGUGUCGUGCCGUGCUAGCCCGUGGGCGGCACGACCCGGUGCCCACGUACACUCACCACAAGGUUAUGCAUAGGAAUAUGGUUGUUUUUCGUGAAUAUGGAUGACCCUUAUGGUUGAGACAAUUGUCCUCCAUGAAAGUUAUUAGUGGUGUCCGGACUUUGGACUUGCUCAGGUUCAAUUUGAAGGUGAUGUUAAGGUGCUCAUUGACAAAAUUAAUGCCAAAGAUGCACGGGAUAGUCGUGUUGGGGUUAUUAUUAAGGAAAUUCUCCAUAUGUUGGCUCUUCAUAGUAGUUUUCAUGUGCGAUUUGUAGGUCGAAUUUGCAAUAAGGUGACCCACCUUAUGGCUCGGAAAGCCCUUUCUUUGCCUCCGACCUCGUGUCGUAUCUUCGAUUUUUGUGUCCUGAAUACGAUACAAGGUGUAAUCUCUGAUCUUUCUAUAAAUCAAUAUGAUAAUAUUUUGUUUAAAAAAACACCGAUAUUUUCACUUUUAUCACCAAAACCGCCAGUAUUAUUUUUUUUAAUUCAUGUUAAUUUCUUUGCAUGGAUUAAAAAAAAGUUACAUAUAUAGAACGCCAGUUAAGUAUUUGAUAGACAUGAUCAAAGGGUAGACUAGACAAUAGGUACAUAUAUAGAACGCCACACUAGACAAUAGACAUGAUCUCAGGUGGUGCCACCUCAGUCUCAGGUGCCAACACCUGGGACUUUCUUCCUGAGUCUCAGGUGGUGACACCUCAGUCUCAGGUGGUCUCGCCUAACUUUUUCUCCAAAACACAAUAUACUUGUCAAUACUUUUUAAUCCGCCAUAUUAGUGGUAAAUUUAAAAAAAACACAAUAUUUGUGUCAUUCCACCAGAUUUUGUUAUUGGCACCGAGCCCCAAAAGCAAUAUCCGAUAGCUUAGUUUGGCCUUGUUGUAGCUAUUGCAGAAGCAGCUUCUGGCUGGAACUUUUAGAUAAGUACUUUUCAAAAAAAAACCAGUCUAGUGUUUGGCUGUAAAAUUAUUAGAAGUGAUUUUUAAUAUGAACGGUUGUGUAAAAUAACUAUAAAGGACUUAUAAUAUAAAAUAUAAAUAAAAAUUUUAAACAAUAAAAAGUAGUCAAAAUGGAUAUUGUUAGAUUUCUUUUAUAUUAAAUUAUAUGAUUUUAUAAUUUAUUUUAUUUUUAAAAUGAUAUAAAUAAAGGAAAAUUAUAUUUUGUGUAAUAAAAUGAAGGAUAAUCUUGUAUUUUCAAAACAGUUUUUCGUAGCUUUUAUGUUAUACAAAAGCGUUUUUCGGCUUUUCAAAUACCAAGUUUUUAGAGAUGUUUGGCCCUGCUUCAGCUUUUAAAGUCGAUAAAAACACUUCUAAAAAUCGGGCCAAAUCAUAGGCAUUGGUCUUUAACAAAUAACUUUUCCAAGAAAAUGGUAUUACGAGUGUCUCUAUUCCAUCUACCGGGCGUGUUGCAGCAGGAAGCAAGCUUUUGUUAACUAACCAUCAACGGAAGCUUAAACUCAAAUCAUCGAUCGAAAGGAAGGCAUAACCAAUCGUCAGCUCGCCACUCACUCACUAGUCACUCCCCUCUUUCUGCUAUGGUUCCCGCUCUCAAUCUAAUCAUCCUUCCUUUAUGAGUAAAACUCAGAGGAAGAAAGAAGACGAAGAAGAAGAAUCCCAAAUCAUGCCGUCUUCGCCUAAAUCUUUCAGCGCCCGUCCGUUCUCCGCUACUCGCAGAUCAAAUGCCCUCGUUGUCAUCGUCUCCCUCUGCAUCGGAAUCUCCGGGUUCGUUUUCGGCCUCACCGCCCUCUUCGUUUCCCCUUCCGCUCGCCGCUGCGCCGGCAACAUCCGCCCGCGAUCGGUGAGUGUCGUGUGGGAGACCAAUGCCCUGACCAGUGAGCUGAAAGCAGACCGAGGCGGCCUCCUUCUCGAUGGCGAGAGGACGAGGCAUAAGGUCAUGGCCUUUGUAGGGAUUCAGACCGGUUUCGGAUCUUCGGGUCGGAGGCAAUCGCUGAGGAAGACGUGGAUGCCGUCGGAUCCCCAAGGGCUUCAACGCUUGGAAGAAUCUACUGGUUUAGCAUUCAGGUUUGUAAUUGGUAGAACCAAGGAUAAACGGAAGAUGUUAGAGCUUGACAAGGAAGUUGAAGCUUAUGAUGAUUUCUUGCUGAUAGAUAUUGAGGAACAGUACAGUAAGCUUCCUUAUAAAACAUUGGCUUUCUUCAAAGCUGCAUAUGCACUCUUCGAUUCCGAUUUCUACGUGAAGGCGGACGAUGACAUUUACUUGAGGCCUGAUCGUCUCUCCACGCUCCUAGCUAAGGAUCGGCCUCAUUCGAGGACAUAUCUCGGCUGCAUGAAGAAGGGACCGGUUUUUAGUGAUCCAAAACUCAAAUGGUAUGAGCCGCUUCACUAUAUGCUAGGGAGCGAGUAUUUUCUCCAUGCUUACGGUCCAUUUUAUGCUCUUUCAGCGGAUGUCGUUGCAAGCUUGGUCGCUCUCAGAAAUAACAGUUUUAGGAUGUUCAGCAACGAAGAUGUUACAAUCGGUUCAUGGAUGCUCGCAAUGAAUGUUAACCACGAGAAUGAUCGACAUCUUUGUGAAACAGAUUGUAGUCCGUCGUCGAUUGUCAUCUCGGAUAUUCCCACCUGUUCAGGGUUGUGUAAUCCAGAGACAAGAUUGUUGGAACUGCACAAGAGGAAGAACUGCACGGAUACACCAACUGUUGAUGAUUAGCAAUUUUGUUCUCCGUUACCCCGACGAAGUUGGAGACCA
Linum trigynum is the source of this 2817-nucleotide messenger RNA. Lineage: Eukaryota; Viridiplantae; Streptophyta; Magnoliopsida; Malpighiales; Linaceae. The record is from the annotation of a GenBank genome assembly.